CAUUUCUUCAGUCAUUGAGAAUUUAAGACACUAAUAAUUAAUAAAAACAUGAGCCCCUUCCCCAGCCUAUAACAAGAGAGUUUCAGAUAUAGAACUAGAAAUUCCAACGUACGGAAUAUACAGAGAAGUUGAAAGAAAGCACAAAAAGGAAGGCAAAGGAAAAUACACUGCUCUAGUGGUGGCCGGUGGGACUAGACUGGUGCUGCUGGUGUUGCUUUGCAGAGGCUUUCUUUUUGAAAGAAAGAAAAUCCCUACCUUCUUUUCCCCUACCAUUUGGGGUCAUAUCUUUCAAAUAUUUGCGCUGGAGUGGUUAGGGGUACCGGCAGCAUUACCAUGCCAUCCUUGAGUCGAGAACUGGUUUUCUUAAUACUACAGUUCUUGGAUGAGGAGAAGUUCAAGGAGACAGUCCACAAGUUGGAACAAGAGUCUGGAUUCUUCAAUAUGAAAUAUUUUGAAGAUCAAGUUCAAGCAGGAGAAUGGAAAGAAGUUGAACGAUACCUGAGUGGGUUCACAAAGGUUGAGGAUAACCGCUAUUCAAUGAAGAUUUUCUUUGAAAUACGAAAGCAAAAGUAUCUUGAAGCUCUUGAUAAGAAUGACAGAGCAAAAGCUGUUGAUAUUCUUGUCAAGGAUCUUAAGGGGUUUGCCUCUUUCAAUGAAGAUCUCUUCAAGGAGAUUACCCAGUUAUUAAUUCUUGAGAAUUUUAGGCAGAAUGAGCAGCUUUCCAAAUAUGGGGACACUAAGUCUGCACGAAACGUUAUGCUGGUUGAACUGAAAAAGCUCAUAGAAGCAAAUCCAUUGUUCCGUGAUAAGCUCACAUUUCCAGCAUUCAAAGCUUCAAGAUUGCGCACGCUGAUUAAUCAGAGGCUUAAUUGGCAGCAUCAACUUUGUAAGAACCGGCCAAAUCCUGAUAUUAAAACCCAUUUCACUGAUCAUACUUGUUCGUCUAGUAAUGGAGCUUGUGCUCCCCCACCUUCUAAUAGUCUCCUUGCUGGACCUGUACCUAAACCUGGGACUUUUCUGCCUCUUGGAGCCCAUGGCCCAUUCAAACUAGUUGUUUCACCUUCUCCAAGUGCCAUUGCAGGGUGGAUGUCUAGUGCUAACCAUUCUGUACCACAUGCUGCUGUUGUAGCAGGUCCUCCAGCUAUUGUUCAGGCACCUGGUGCAGCCACCUUUCUGAAACAUCCAAGGACUCCACCUGGUGCUUCAGCAAUGGACUAUCCUGCUGAUUCAGAGCAUUUAAUGAAACGGCUUCAUGUUGGCCAAUCUGACGAGGUUUCCUUUUCUGGUUCUACUCAUUCUCCUAAUAUUUACUCGCCAGAUGACCUUCCUAAAACUGUUGCACGUAACCUGAGCCAAGGAUCUAAUGUUAUGAGUUUGGACUUCCAUCCUCAGCAACAGACUGUUCUUCUAGUUGGAACAAAUGUUGGUGACAUUAGCAUAUGGGAAGUUGGUUCCCGAGAGAGGUUGGCUAAUAAAAAUUUCAAAGUUUGGGAUAUCUCGGCCUGUUCAAUGCAGUUUCAGACAACUCUGGUGAAAGAUGCUACUGUAUCUGUGAACCAAUGCAUUUGCCCAGAUGGAUCUAUACUUGGUGUUGCUUUUUCCAAGCACAUUGUUCAGAUACAUAACUACAAUCCAGCAGGCGAAUUGAGACAGCACUUGGAGAUUGAUGCUCAUAUUGGCCGUGUAAAUGACAUUGCUUUUGCUCAUCCUAACAAGCAACUGUGUGUAGUGACUUGUGGGGAUGACAUGAUGAUCAAGGUUUGGGAUGCAGUUGCUGGUCGCAGGCUGUAUAUAUUUGAAGGCCAUGAAGCUCCUGUAUGUUCUCUCUGCCCUCAUUAUAAAGAGAAUAUCCGGUUUAUUUUCUCUACAGCUAUUGAUGAAAAGAUAAAAGCAUGGCUUUAUGAUUGCUUGGGGUCUAGGGUUGAUUAUGAUGCUCCUGGACUUUGGUGCACAACAAUGGCAUAUAGUGCUGAUGGAACCAGAUUAUUCUCUUGUGGGACGAGCAAAGAAGGUGAAUCCCACCUUGUUGAAUGGAAUGAGAGUGAAGGAGCUGUCAAGAGGACAUACUCUGGUUUUAGGAAACGGUCUUUGGGUGUGGUGCAAUUUGAUACAAUAAGGAAUCGUUUCUUAGCUGCUGGUGAUGAGUUUCAGAUUAAGUUUUGGGACAUGGAUAAUAACAACAUGAUUACUUUCACCAAUGCUGAUGGGGGAUUGCCUGCAAGUCCUAGACUGCGAUUCAACAAAGAAGGAUCAUUGCUUGCUGUUACAACAAGGGAAAAUGGAAUAAAAAUAUUGGUGAGUACAGAUGGACAAUACUUGUUGAGGAUGCUGGAGAGCAGAACAUUCGAGGGAUCUAGGGCUUUCUCUGAACAAGUCAAUGUUAAACCUGCAAUUGCUGGUUCUUUGGGCCCUAUUGGUCAUGUUGCUGCCCCUGUUGCUCCAAUCCUCGAACGAACCGACAGAAUUCAACAGUCAUUAUCCAUUGGAAAUCUUCCUGCCAUGGAGGGAAGCACAAUAGCCGAUGUCAAACCAAGGAUUUCAGAUAAUGCUGAUAGAAUUAAAUGCUGGAAGUUUUCUGAUAUAGCUGAGGCAAAUCAACUCAAGACUCUAAGGUUGCCUGACCCUCUGGCUGCUAGCAAGAUUUUGCGUUUGCUUUACACAAAUUCUGGUCUUGCUCUAUUGGCGUUGGGCUCUAGUGCUCUUCAUAGGCUCUGGAAAUGGCAGCGCAGUGAACGGAAUCCUUCAGGAAAGUCUACUGCAUCCAUCAUUCCUCAGAUGUGGCAGCCAAGUAGCAGGGCUCUCAUGUCUAAUGAUCUAAGUGAAGCCAAACUAGCAGAAGAGUCACCCUCAUGCAUUACUUUAUCAAAGAAUGACUCUUACGUCAUGUCUGGAUCUGGUGGCAAGGUCUCUUUGUUCAAUAUGAUGGCGUUUAAGGUCAUGACUACUUUCAUGCCUCCACCUCCAGCAGCUACCUACUUGGCAUUCCAUCCUCAGGACAACAAUAUUAUUGCCAUAGGAAUGGAAGAUUCCACUAUACAAAUAUACAAUGUCAGAGUUGAUGAGGUUAAAACCAAGCUUAAGGACCAUAAACAAAUCACUGGGCUUGCUUUCUCCCAGAACUUGAAUGUAUUGGUAUCAUCUGGAGCUGAUGCCAGGCAACUAUGUAUCUGGAACAUUGAUGGUUGGGAGAAGAAGAAAAUGAAAGCUAUACAAGCACCACCAGGUCAUACUUCACCCCUAAUUGGAGAAACUAAAGUUCAGUUCCACAAUGAUCAAUGUCAUCUGCUGGUCAGUCAUGAAAGUCAGAUUGCUGUUUAUGACAUUCAACUUGAGUGUUUGAAUUCGCGGUAUCCACGAGACGCACUUUCUACCUCCAUUUCAAGUGCAAUAUACUCUUGUGAUGGCCUGUUUGUCUACACGGGAUUUUUGGAUGGUGCAAUUGGAAUCUUUGAUGCUGAUAGCUUGAGGCUCCGUUGUUGAAUAGCACCGUCGGCUUACAUGCCUUCAUCAAUUGUCAGCAGCAGUAGUGCUUUUCCCAUGGUGAUUGCAGCACAUCCAGUUGAUCCCCGCCAAUUUGCUCUUGGUAUGAGUGAUGGUGCUGUUCAUGUAAUCGAGCCAUCGGAUACAGAGCCAAAAUGGGGUAGUUUGAGCUCUCAGGAUAACGGAACUCUGCCGACUAAUCCCUCAAGUUCUGCACUAAAUAGUCAGCCAUUUGAAACGCCUCCUAGGUGACAUUUUGCACCAGUUAUUGUUUUGGUAGGAUGGAGAUACUUGUUUGCUUGCCUUUCGCCCAGAUAGUUAAACUGUAAAGUUAAGUUCCUUGUCCCUCCUAGUGAGCCAAAUGUUGAAAGGCAAAGAUACAUUUUUUUUAAUUUAUUAGUUGUUUGCUUUUGAGACCUGCAAGGUUUCUUGAUUUUUGACCAAUGAUUCAUUUGCAAAUUUCAACAGUUAGUCCUGGUCCAA
Molecule: messenger RNA, 3963 nt
Organism: Coffea arabica (coffee)
Lineage: Eukaryota; Viridiplantae; Streptophyta; Magnoliopsida; Gentianales; Rubiaceae
Source: RefSeq, a predicted model, not a curated record